AUGGUCACGGCGACCCCCGACGACUAUUGCUCAGCAUGCCACGACUUUGACCCCCAGGGGCCGCUCCACGAGCGCGAUGCCGUCCUCCGCGACACUUUUGGCAUCCACCGUGUGGCCCUCGAGAAUCGGACGCCGGCCGAGUUGCAGCGUCGCCGCGAUGACUGCUACCGCUGCGCCGUGCUGCUCGCCGCUGCCUACAAGCUGGCCUCGGACUGGGACAAGAUGACCAUCUGGUUGGAGGACCAUCAGAACCCGAAGAUCUCGCUCAUUGGCAAAGACGCCUGCUCCUUCGAGCUGUACACCACCGAGGCUGACAGCACAGUCAAGCACCUCCAUCCGCUCCUCGAGGUACCAGCCACUCCGCGCUCCCAAGCUACCAUGGAUUUCAUGGCCCGCCAGAUGAAAGACUGCCACGACAACCACGAAAAGUGCAAGAUCAAUCACGAGUUUAUGCCAAAGAGGCUCAUCAGACUCACCGACAAGGGCGGUCACAUCAUCCACCCCGACGAGCCCGUGCCCUACAUUGCACUGAGCUACUGCUGGGGCGGCAACAAGAACAUCCGCACACUACGCGCCAACAUCACGGCGCAUAUGGACUCGAUCAACCUGGGCCACCUACCGCGUUGCUUCCGGGACGUCGCCGUCAUCGCCCCGCGCCUCGGCAUCAAUCACCUCUGGGUCGACAGCCUGUGCAUCAUCCAGGAUGACCACGACGACUGGGAGGACCAGUUCCCGCGCAUGUCCUGGGUUUACAAGAACGCGAGCGUCGUCAUCGCCGCCGCCGCCAUCGGCAACUGCCAGGAGUCCUUCCUCGGCGACGACGAGGACGACGAGAGAAUGCGCCGUCCGGAAUCGUUCGUCAUCCGCGACGCCCAUCCCUCCCAGCCCGCGCCCGUGCGGGCACGCGCCGUCCCGACCAUCGGCCUCCACGAGGACCUACAGUCCUUCUACAGCGCGCGCGACCCCCUCGACUACCGCGGCUGGCCCCUCCAGGAGCGCCUCCUGGCCACGCGCAUCCUCGUCUUUUCGCGCACAGAGCUGCAGUGGUCGUGCCAGACCCUACAGGCUUGCGAGGGCGGCCACACGAGCUCCCCCAACCACCCCUUCACCCCGCUCAUCACCAUCGACACAGCCGAGAAGGCGUAUUCGCUCUGGCACAGGCAGGUCAUGGAGUUCUCCAAGCGCCGCCUCACCUUUGAGGAGGAUAAACUGCCCGCCAUCUCGGCCGUGGCCGGUCACGUUGCCGAUGUCACCGGUUCACGGUACAUAGCCGGCCUGUGGCGCGAUAAUCUCAUCCGUGACAUGUGCUGGGAGCGCCACAUGUUCGAGAGCCUCAAGUGGGAGGCGACGCGCCUCUGGCGCGCUCCGUCCUUCUCCUGGACCAGCGUGGCGGGCAACGUCUUCUACAACGACAACUCAAUCGCCGCAAAGGGCUUCUACGUCUCCCAGGUCGUCGACGCCGAGGCCACGCGCCAGAGCAACCCUGUCUUCGGCCAGGUUGUCGACGCCUGGGUCGACAUGGAGGCGCCGCUGAUCGAGGCCACCCUUGAGACUCAUCCGCCCUACGACGGCAGCGACCUGUUCAACUACAACAACCCCGGCGCCAUGUUCCCCCACGGUCACCCAGAGACGCUCUUCCUCGCGAAAGUCGGUGGUUGGCAGAUCCCCUUCCGGGGUGACACGCACCUGGCGCCGGGGCCGAUCCGCGCCACGAGGAGGGAGUUUGCCCACGGGCUUGGCAACACGGCGAACCGCGUUAGGGACAUUGACAGCGUCGAGCUGAACCCGCCCGUGACGGUAUGGGUGAUGAUCGUGGGGUGCUGGUGGGAGCAUACAAACAAGUACCCCAACGGCCAGCGGUGGGUGACGAGUAUCAUCCUGGGACGGUCGGGGCGUCUGCCCGGCGCAUACGAGCGGCUAGGAUAUAAGAAUCAGCCGUGGCCGCCGUGGGAGAAAAUUCCGCAGGAGGACUUUGAUAGGAUCAACGCACACGUCAACAACGAAGGAGAGAAGUCGCAUUUCCGCAUUGUCUAA
This is a messenger RNA of Colletotrichum orchidophilum, 2034 nucleotides long. RefSeq lists its product as uncharacterized. Bases 1 to 2034 code for a protein of 677 amino acids. Lineage: Eukaryota; Fungi; Ascomycota; Sordariomycetes; Glomerellales; Glomerellaceae. The transcript has a single exon. The record is from RefSeq and is a predicted model, not a curated record.